Molecule: messenger RNA, 321 nt
Organism: Leishmania major strain Friedlin
Lineage: Eukaryota; Euglenozoa; Kinetoplastea; Trypanosomatida; Trypanosomatidae
Exons: 1
Coding region: 1-321 (106 amino acids)
Source: RefSeq, a predicted model, not a curated record
AUGCCGUGCUACAGCGAAGCGCCACUUUUCCUCCUCACCCCUCUUCGCACUUCUUCGCAGAUACGCCCCCCUUUCGCGCAACGACACACCCGCGUCCCUAUCGUCAGCAUGCCGCGUGCUCACCAGAAGGUCGAGGCGGACAGCUCCAUUUUUUCUCGCAUCGUGGAGCAAGGCUGGGUAUCCUUCUUAAUUCUUGGCGCCUUGAUGGUUGGACUGCGACUGUAUAACGUAAAGCAGCGUCGCGACAGACGAAAGCUGCUGCGGGAGGGGCUUAUGGCGGAGAUGGGGUACCGCAGCAAGGCAAGCCGCAAAGGGGACUAA